UCCGUGGAUCUAUGAGCAGAGCCUGGCUCAUUGCUUCACCUCACUGAGGGGACGACACUCGGCCGAGUCCUUCGCUACUUUCCUGUCCCUUCGCUGUGUCGUCGUUCUACACUGGUUGAAUGACAUGGAGCAGAGAUGCAAGAGACAGCCCGGUGCUAGAAGGCACCAAUGCGAGCAGUUUACAUACGGCACGGACCACACUGGACACAUGAAUCUGCACCAGAAUUUACACAUGGCCAAGAAGCCCUUCAAGUGCACUCUAUGUGAGAAGACAUUUAAACGGUCAUCACACCUUAAAAUUCACCAGAGAACACACACAGGCGAGAAGCCUUUUAAAUGCACUGUGUGUGGAAAGGCAUUUGCUGAUUCAGGAAAUGUUUUGCAACAUCAGAGGACACACUCAAGCGAUAAGCCCUUCAAGUGCACUUUGUGUGAGAAGACAUUUAGACAGUCAUCACAACUUCAAAUUCACCAGAGAACGCACACAGACGUGAAGCCCUUCAGGUGCACUGUGUGUCAGAAGGCAUUUCGACGGUUAUCCCAACUUCAAAGUCACCAGAGAACACACACAGGCGAGAAGCCUUUCAAGUGCACUGUGUGUGGAAAGGCAUUUGCAGAUUCAGGAAAUGUUUCGCAACAUCAGAGAACACACUCAUGUGAUAAGCCCUUCAAGUGCACUUCAUGUGAGAAGGCAUUUAAACGGUCAUCACAUCUUAAAAUUCACCAGAGAACACACACAGGCGAUAAGCCCUUCAAGUGCACUGUGUGUGGUAAAACGUUUACACAGUCAAGAUCUCUGAACGUUCACCAGAGACAACACACAAGCGAGAUGCCCUUUAAGUGCACGGUGUGUGGGAAGACAUUUGCAGGGUCAGACAACCGAAAUAGGCAUGAGAAGAUCCACAAGGAGAUGGAGGUGGAAUCAAAAAGUGAAAGUGCUGUAUUGAGCCCAUUUUGCAUGCAACAAGAAGCAGAAGACAACCCCAGUUUAGCAACGUGGCCAGCAGUGAAGGUGGAUCAUGAAGAAGUGAAGUGGGAAUGUGAAGAAUUGAAGGCGGAAUGUGGAGAGGUGAAGUUGGAAUGUGAAGAUGUUAAGGUGGAAUGUGAAGAAGUGAACGUAAAAUAUGAAGAUGACUCAACUCCAGGACCCGACCUCCAGGUGGAUGGAGGCAGCGUGAAGCAGGAGGAGAAUUUGGACUCUGAGGGAUGUAGAGGUGACCCCCAGGAGUUUGUGGAUGUAGAGGUGUGGGUGCAGUUUUUGGGGGAGCGAUCGUGUAGUGGUUAGCGCGAUGUUCUGCGAGCCCUGCAACUGGAGUUUGACUCCCGUCCAUGGUCAACAUCGGCUAUGAUUAUCUGACUCGGUCCUGGACCUCCUCUAGGUCAACUCAGCCUUAAAUAAGUACCUGUUGCGGAGUGUAAACUUUUCCACCGGGGAGACAAAGGUGGUCAGGUGUGGUGCUGGCCACCCACCUCCUUGUGUACUGUGCCGGCCUUCAUAGGUGCUCGCUUACAGCAUUUGCUUGAAAAGUCUGUUUAGGCUAUGAAGGACAUAUUUUUCUUCGAAGUUUUUGGACAAAGCAGUAUAGGAUGGCCCUGCACGUGUGGAGUUUGGGAAGGUCUUUAACCAGGAGCAGGACACAAAUAAUUCCCAUAGCAGUCACCUUAUUCACAGGUGUUUCCAGUGACAACAAUGCAUGCAGCUGUCGGCGUCAUCCAACCAGUAAUGAUUUUUUUAAUCCUUUAUAUUAAGUUCACUUGCUUGCUUGCUUGCGCGCUUACGACCGUGCAAAUCUUUCGGUCGUUUUUUAACCCACUUCCCGUGAUCCAAUCGAGCUGACAUUUUGCACACAGACUCGUUGUGCGUGACAAUUUAUUUUCGUGAAAAUUUUUUCUCCUAAAUUUUACACUUUUUAGGAAUUUUUUUUCAUAUUUAAUUUAAAAUACCAAUGUGAUACAAAUGAAACUCUUACUCAAGAAAAACAGAAAUGAAUAAUAAAAUAAAACCGAUGCCACGCAUAUAAAGGAUUUAUAGUGAAAAACUUUGUUUUUACGGGUUAAUUUUUUAUUUAAUGUAGGUGCCCUAAAGUCUUUGAAACCAGCUAAGAAGUUUCGUCUUUUGGCAUCUCCAUUCAGCCAUCUUAGAUCCUCAUUCAAAUUCUCUUAAUUAAAAUCACUAAUGUUGAGGUGUGAAUAUAAGUUUACAACAUAAUUGCUAUUAUUAUGUUUCUUUGUUUUAACUGCAAUUGUGUGGAAUGCUUUGAUAUCUGCCAGGCUGAGUCGCCCUUGAAAAACAUUUUCUGCUCAAUGAACCUUUCUUGGGAAAUACACUUCUGGUUCUUAUGAUUUCGUAAAUGUGAUGGCUUAAAACAAAUGUCUAGCAUCAUGAACGGAUGAUUAUGCAUUAACCGAUUGUGAGUCUCUAACAAUGUGCGUGUAUAAGGGUCACGUUUAGAAUAUGGGAUCUUUGGUACAGAUCGAUGGUGUGGUAUGAAUAUGAGCAAUGCCUUCUUGUAUUCAUGUGACUGCGGAUGUUUGUGGGACGCAAAGUAUCAGCUUAGAUGUGUCAUCUGCAUCUCAAACAAAUAAUUGUUUCUCUUUGAAAUAAAUAACCCAA
Molecule: messenger RNA, 2614 nt
Organism: Lethenteron reissneri (Far Eastern brook lamprey)
Lineage: Eukaryota; Metazoa; Chordata; Hyperoartia; Petromyzontiformes; Petromyzontidae
Product: zinc finger protein 239-like
Source: RefSeq, a predicted model, not a curated record